GUUGUGAAAGUGUUCUUCAUCAGAUCAUUAUUUAAUUACAACAUUGUUGACAAGUGUCAAUGUGACAAAAGUUGAUCAAAUUAAUCCAAAGUCUUUUGCACUUGUUCUUCGGUUGAAAACCCAAGAAUGAAUUAUAAACGAGGAAGAGUCUAAUUUUAAACAACCGAUCGAACAAUUACGGCGAACCCUCGUUGCGAUGCGGAAUAAUUUAAACCUAAAUAAAAUCUAUAGGAAUAGGCGUGGGAUCGACGGAUAAAUCAGUGGCUUCAUGUUGAAGAUAAUAUUAUUCAGAUUUUAUCGGACGUUAAAGUCAUCUGAACUAUAAUGUCCGAUGAAAGUGAUGUGAAAAAAUGUGAAUAAACGCUCGAGAUUAAUUUUCAACAUUCCUUCAGUAUAACCUCUCAGUAUUUUGUUAAUCAGUAUUAAUCAUAACAAUAAUUAUUUUAAUCAAAGUUAUAAGGACUGCUUUGACACAAUGACCUUAAGUUCAUUUAUAGUGAAAAUAAAAAUGAAUGAUACAUUCCACAGGGUUUUUACUUUAUUUAUCUACUGACUUCGUUGACAAAUUUUCAUUUUGCUUAAAUUCAAUAAAUGUCAAAAAUUAUUGUUGAGAGAAAUGGACGUGUGGUGGUUCUCCCGUGUGGUGGCCCAUCAUCCUUAUUUAAUUUUGAUAGCAGUCUUUGUAUUUUCGUCAACUUUUUUAAUUGUGCCAUUUACGACCAAAAAAUUUCCAGAUUUCUCUGAUCCACAACUGGGAUUUGAAGCUAGAGGCACAGUUCUUGCUCAAAGAAUAACAGCAUGGCAAAAUUUAAUGGAGGAAUCUCGUCCUCGAGGAGAAUUUGUGGACAAUCCUUUGGAGUACUAUCACUAUAUACAACACAUGAAUCAACAGAAUGAAACCAAUUUCCAGAAUCGCCCAACGAAAGGACCUCGAAAGAAAAAGGGUAAGAACAAAAAUAAGCAGAAAGAGAAAAAGCACGAGAAGUUCAAAAACGAAACGAGUGAUAAGAUAAAAGAUAAAUGGGAAGAGCUUCGGGAAUUAGGAAGCAAGAAUCAUUUAGAUGGCAUAGACGAUCUUGAAGGUCAGUCAGACAACGAUGGAUUUUUUUGCAAUCUUCCUAGCUCGGCCUAUGCCCGCGUUGUUUUACGUUAUGAGACUGAAGAAAAAAGUUUGUGGUCUAUGGAAGGUGUCUUAGCUCAAUGCCAUAUUGACGCCGCACUUCGUUCCAAUGCAGGAUUUAUAUCCUUGUGCCAAACGCAAUCAGAAAAUGGUGCCGGGGCUCAGAAAUGUUGUAGAAGUUGGUCCCCCGCGAACUUCGUGGCUCUUCUUUCCAAUAGAAGUUCUUGCCUUGGAGUCACUGAAUCCGACCUUGGGCGGGUCGAAAUUCUUCUUCAGAGAUGCGCCUACUUUUAUCACAAUUUGCAAUUAACUCCAGAUUGCGCGGAGGAUCUCAAUUGUCAGAAACGAGUUCCAGUUGACUGUUAUGCUCACAAUGCACCGUAUCAUCUCCUGCAUUAUCUUCUAGACGUAGACUUCAUCUCGGUGAAUAAACAAGGCUCAGUGAGCAAGUUAAAUACGACUCUUCGAUCGGCGAUGUUAAUGCUACCAAUGGCUGCUAGUUCCGCAACUCUGGACUUUUACAAAGGCUUGAAUUUCGCUGGAUUAAACUACGGAAAGUUUCGCGUGGUCGCCAUCGAGUUUGGACUGAAAAGUACUCUCUUUGAUCGUCUCCUAGUGUCGGAUUCAUCCCUCUUACUAUCCGGAUUUGCUUUCAUCACAGUUUGCAUCUGGGCUUACACCACUUCCCUUUUACUUACUGUCACAACAAUCCUCGCCGUUACAUUCAGCCUUGGAAUUUCCUACGCAAUUUACACCCUGGUUUUAAGGAUAAAUUUCUUUCCAUUCAUGAACUUGUUGGCAGUUGUGGUCGUCGUUGGUAUCGGAGCCGAUGACGCGUUUAUUUACUGCAAAGUGUGGGAGAGCAAUAAACAACACAAAUUAACGAAUGGUGGAAUGGAGAGACUAGUGCAAGAAACUAUUAAUCAUGCGCUUCCUUCGAUGUUUACUACCUCUUUGACAACGGCUGUGGCCUUUUUUGCUUCUAUUGUUAGCAAUGUGACUGCUAUCAAUUGUUUUAGUUUAUUUUCAGGAAUGGCAGUGAUAGCGAAUUUCUUCCUAAUGGUCACGUGGCUGCCAGCGAGCGUCGUGGUAUCAGAACACUGCCGUCUCUCUUUUCUGACACCGGCUCACUUUGUAGUUAGAAAAAUAAUCAAGCCUUUGAGACUGUUCAUGGAUAGAGUUUCGAAUGGUUUCAGCAACUGUCUCACACAAGUGAGUGUCAGCCUAAGAUGGUUGUGGUUUAUCAGUUUGGGAGGAAUUUCCAUAGCAGGAUGGAUGGUAGUUUUUAGAUAUCCUGGCCUACAAUUACCAGACUCGCCGAGUUUUCAAUUAUUCGAUAGCUCGCACCCUUUCGAGCAGUACGACCUGAUUUACUCAAAGCGGUUUUGGUUCGAGAAACUCGAAAUGGGCGAUGGAGGAGAAGUUCUUCCACUCAGAUUCGUCUGGGGCAUAAAACCAGUUGACCAUGGCAACUACUUGGAUCCAGCAGCCAGAGGUACCAUUGUUCCAGACGAAAGUUUUGACAUCACCCAUCCGAAAUCUCAACAAUGGCUGCAACAGUUUUGCCGGAACCUUCGCAGUCAAUCUUUUUACCGGAGCACUCUUGGCCCGCUCCUUCCCAACUGUUUCAUCGAUACUCUGCGAGAUUGGAUGGAACGACGCUGUGAGGAUCCUGCCGACCCUGACGCAGACAGAAUGCCUUGUUGCGAACGGAAUAAAUUCCCCUACAAACCUAAAGUUUUACGAGAGUGUGCAGCGGAGGCAAAUUAUGAACUUCAUCGGACUCCAUCUCAUUUGUGGUCUCGUGGAGCUCCACUCACAGCCGGUCUGAAAUUCCAGAGGGAGCCAAUCGAAGCUUCUGCUUUGUCAAAUAGUACGAAGAAAGUUCCAUUUCUCCCUGAAAUAAAAGCCUUGGUGGUCGAAUACGAUAGCGCUUUUGAGUAUAGCCUCUCUUUUGCAAAAAUGAAUCAGUUUUAUAAUCAAGUAGAGACCUGGAUGCAAGAACAACUUGCAAAUGCUCCACCAGGCAUGAAGGGCGGUUGGUUCGUUAGUCGUUUGGAGUUUUACGAACUACAAAAAACUUUAUAUGAGGGAACUAUUUGGGCAAUGGGAGUUUCGAUGAUACUGGCGUUAACUGUUCUUGGCUUCGUGACUCUGAAUAUCCUCGUCAGCCUUUAUGCGAUUAUAGCAAUUGGGAAUGCAAUAGUUGUCACGGUUGCUGGAUUGGUUCUUCUAGGAUGGAGACUUAAUGUUUUAGAAAGCGUUGCAGUUUCCACGGCUAUAGGAUUAGCCAUUGAUUUUACCUUGCAUUACGGAGUGAGUUACCGGGCCUGCAGUCUAGAAAAAAGUGUAGACCGAGUUACAAUGGCACUAAAGCAAAUGGGAGGCCCGACUUUAAUGGCAGCAAUCACGAGUGGAGCGGCUGGUGCACUAAUGUUGCCCUCACACGUGCUAGCCUAUAUCCAAAUUGGCGUAUUUUUACUCUUAGUUAUGGGAGUUAGUUGGAUGUAUGCAACAUUCUUUUUCUGUCCUCUACUUGCAAUCGCAGGUCCCUCGCCAACUUACGCUCAGUUUCAAUAUCUAAGUCUUUGGAGAACCUUAUUCAACAUCCGAAUAUACGAAGAAGAGAAUAGGACAGAAGUGGGCAUAGAAGUAAGUACAAAUCGACGAAGAGGCAAAGGAAGAGGAAUGCUCUCAGAAUCGACUCUGAGCACAUCCAGUACAGUUUGUCAGAUUCACUGUGGUGAAUUGGAAGCCCUCGCUGUUCGUCCUCCUUCGCCAUGUUUGCCCCCAUCCCCAACCUCGACUCUGCUUCACCUCGAAUCAAGUCAAAUGAACUUGAAAAUAAGCAAUCGUCGAAAACACAAUAAUGAUCUCGAAUGUAUGGAGAGGCCGAAACCAGAAUUUCAUAAAAGUCGAUGGCUAGAAGCAAUUUGGGAACCAGGAGCGCUAAUUUAUUCACUGCCUGGAGGAAUUGAUAUGAUUGACAUAUCCGGUGAUGGAGAUGCAAGACUCAUUACAACUGAUUUAGGAAAUUCGAUUCAUGAUACUGCAAGGCUUCGGGUAUUCAAGGAAGGGGAUCAAGUAACGGAACAUAAUAUGGUAGAUAUUCCUUGUGGAGUCGUAGGAUUUUAUUCCGAAAAUGGAGAUACUAAAUCGGCUGCUGUAGCUGUUGGAGCUGGUUCCAGUGUUUAUAUUUUCAAAAAUAUGAGGCCUCAUUUUAAAUACUGCUUACCAUAUUUAGACGCUCAUCCGAAGGAAAGAGAGAUUUGGCAUAAAGCAGGAUUGGAGGAUGAAUUAAACGUUUUAACUUUAGCUGAUGAUCUGGAAUUAGUUCUCCAGGAAUUAGGUGCUGGAUUUAUGUCCCCUCGUACGUUGAAAUUUCUUGCCAUGGAUCAAAAUCUUCGAGCAAGCUUUGCAGAACAAUAUCGAACCGUGCCAUUAACUAAAAUGAAUGCUAUCACUACAAUUGGCACUGCUAGGAAAGAUUCAUGGAAUGACUUUCCUGGUAGUUUAAUACUCAUCGGUACAGAAUCUGGAGAAAUUUUCAUGUUAGAUCCUAGAGCCUUUUUUGUAGUUGAAAAGCUCGUAAUCGGUUGGCCACCAGUUUCUACAACUUGCACGGGAUUAUGGACAGGUGAUGGGCAAAUUAUUGUGAUAGGAAGAGACGGACAACUUGGUUCAAUAAAAAAAGGCCGUUCUUUUAAAGAAUGGGACCGUUUAUCUGCACCGAUUGUUUCUAUCGCUCCUCUCACAUGUGAAGGAGCAGCUGCAGUUUUGAUGGAUGGCACCUAUUAUGGAUUUUCCAAAGCUGGUAUUAAAAUGUGGAAAAUUAAUUUGCCAGGAAUGCCUUUGGAUUUGGUGAGCUUGCCUGUGCGACAAAGCGUCGUUUCUUUAUUAGCUGUUAGUGUUGCUGGAAUAGGUGUCAAAAUUUAUGAUGAAAAGAAUCAUGUGGAUACAAUUAAAAUGAUGGAUUCAGUCUCUGCGAUGAAGUAUGGUCGACUGGGGCAAGAAGAGCGAGCAAUGUUGAUGGUGACAACAGGAGGAGGACUCUGUGUAAAAAUUUUAAAACGUACAGCCGACUUCAGUGUCCGAUCCACGACAUCUGCAAACAUCAGCAGUGAAAGCAAUUUUGCAAUUCCAAAGAAGACUCGACUUUUUGUGGAACAAACAUUACGAGAGAGAUCAGAAGCGACGAAAAUCCAUAAAACCUUUCAGCAGGGUUUAAUUCGUCUAAGAUUGAUAGUAGCAAAAAAGGCCUAUGAAGCAAUGACUUCGAAGCAAAAAUCGAUCUACCAUCCAAUUUCAUUGGAACCUACCGUUGUUGGUCUAGGUCCCAGAUACAGGAUACGAACACUAGUGACAAAUGUAACCGAUGAACGCUCAGAGAAUCAACUAUUUUUUGUUUAUAAAACUAAUAAUGUAGAUUGUCGACCUCGAGUUACGAAUGUUCCGAUUUUAGCUCCUGGUAUUCCCAUACCGUUUAGUUCAAUUGCGACCUUAAUUGAUGCAAACCUUCCAGGGAAAGUACAAAUACUUUUGUGCAAAAAAGGAAAUGCAAAGCCUCUUCAAAUUGUCACUGUUAUGCUACCUGUUGCUGAGGAUGAUAUUGAAAUAUAG
Belonocnema kinseyi is the source of this 5740-nucleotide messenger RNA. RefSeq names its product protein dispatched-like. The record is from RefSeq and is a predicted model, not a curated record. NCBI's taxonomy places the organism in Eukaryota, Metazoa, Arthropoda, Insecta, Hymenoptera, Cynipidae. The coding region runs from base 617 to 5740 and encodes 1707 amino acids. The transcript is spliced from 16 exons.